Molecule: messenger RNA, 2356 nt
Organism: Exophiala oligosperma
Lineage: Eukaryota; Fungi; Ascomycota; Eurotiomycetes; Chaetothyriales; Herpotrichiellaceae
Product: aspartate-tRNA ligase
Exons: 3
Coding region: 32-2356 (774 amino acids)
Biological process (GO): aspartyl-tRNA aminoacylation
Cellular component (GO): mitochondrion; cytoplasm
Molecular function (GO): ATP binding; aspartate-tRNA ligase activity
Source: RefSeq, a predicted model, not a curated record
AGCUACAGUAUUCUGAGCUACAGAGAUCAACAUGCUGGUCAAUAGACCGGCCAGAGUCCGUCAACUACGCGACAGCUACAUUGAGAUAUCAAAAUAUGUACGCGCGCAACAGAAACUGAACCAACUGGGCCAUGGACCAAAAUGCGCUUCCCUCUGCGUUCGUCGCUCUAGUUCUACUGUAGCACCAAGUGCAGCCAGGUCCAACAAGGAUCUGGAGGCUGCGCGACAUGACGCUACAAGAUGCAACUCUCAGAGAUGGUCUGUACUGUCAGAAAAACAGUCUUCUUGCUUGAAACAAUUCGAGCGGAGUGGUCUCAACGACUCUCAUAUAAGCACGUGGGACAGCCUUGCGUCCAUCGAGCUGGAUGCUAGCAAGAGGGAGUCCAGGAUCGUCACAAUAUGUGGUUACAUCACUUCACAAAGAUCAGCUGGGAAGUUCGAGUUCCUACAGCUAGUCAACCCGCGCCUAGACCAGGCUGUCCAGGUCAUUUGCUCGAAGGAGACGCUGAGAAGGCCUAUGUCAGGACAGACUCAUGGGCUUUCAAAGGCCGAAGUCGAGUCCCAGGUCUUUUCGACAGAGAUUAGAGGCCACACGCCAGUUCAGAUAACCGGCUCUGUCGUGGCUCGAGCGGCGCCUCCCAAGAAUAAAGGACAAGCAGAUCGCAUACAAAACUUGGAUGACCAGGAAAACAGAGUUCUCGAAAAAUUAGACCCUUUUGUGGGACAUAUCGGCCUUCUUCCACAGGUCGAAAUCCAGGCAGAAUCAAUAUCACCGUUGAAUACAUUUCCUGCGGACCUCGUUGCCAAAUGUGAUACGGCGUUUCCACCAGAGUUACGCCAUCUCCAAUUCAGGACCGAUAACGGACUCCGCAGUCGGAUACGUCUUCGCAGCAAGGUUGCGUCCAAAAUUCGAGAGGGCAUGCUGAAGAAUGACUUUGACGAAAUUGAAACCCCACUGUUGUUCAAGUCUACUCCGGAAGGGGCGAGAGAAUUUAUUGUACCCACGAGAAGGAAGGGUCUAGCCUAUGCCCUUCCCCAGAGCCCUCAACAAUACAAGCAGGUGCUCAUGGCCUCCGGGAUCUCUCGGUAUUUCCAAUUCGCAAAGUGCUUUCGAGACGAAGAUCUCCGGGCAGACAGACAACCCGAAUUUACGCAGCUCGAUCUGGAAAUGUCUUUUGCAGGUGCUGAAGAAGUGAUGGCUGUUGUUGAAGACAUCGUACGCAAUUUUGUGUGGCCUAAUGUGCCUGAUGUUCAGCCAAUAGAAAAUGCAGUCUCCACUGGGAAUUCGUCACACGCGGAUCCCUCAAGAUUUCCCAGGCUCUCCUACGCAGAUGUCAUGACUCGAUAUGGAUCAGACAAGCCUGAUACGCGGCUAGGGAGUGAAAUACAUCGAAUUGAUGAAUGGUUGCCAGAGAAUGUCAUAGGCAUGUUGACAUCGCUACAAGACCCGAUCGUCGAGAUGUUGAAGAUCAAAAUGCAAGGAGCCGAUCCAUCCACGAGCACCCGCUUUAUCAGAUCUUUUCUGGACGCACCAGCCUCGGCGGUUUACUCGAGCAAUCCUGCCGGUAUGCCUGGAAUUUCAAUAUAUGACCCUUCCAAGCCACUGAGAGGACUAGCCAGCUUCGGUCACGAGGCAGCUGCACGUGUAGAGGAGACUUUCGAGCCUGAACCGGGAGAUAUUUUCAUCAUACAAACCCGCGCCAGAGCUUCGUUCGCAGGCGGCUGGACGGUCCUGGGAAACCUGCGACGAGAUGUCCUACAAAGUGCAAUCUCUGAAGGAUUAAUUUCUGCACCAAUCGGCUUCGCUGGUCUCUGGGUCGUCGACUUCCCCUUGUUCUCGCCUACUGAAGAGACUGAACCAGGCCAGGGUGGUCUCGCCGGACUUUGCUCUACUCAUCACCCCUUCACUGCUCCGAAAAAGGAUCAAGAUCUGUCACUCUUGAUCACAAACCCCCUCCAAAUCAUUGGAGACCAUUAUGAUCUGGUCAUCAAUGGGGUUGAAAUUGGUGGCGGCUCACGACGUAUUCACGUUGCAGACAUGCAGGAGCUCGUUCUCAAAGAUGUUCUCAAACUACGUGCUGAGCGACUUGAGGACUUUAGGCAUCUACUUAAUGCCCUCAAGUGCGGCUGUCCUCCUCACGCAGGAUUCGCGCUCGGUUUCGACAGACUUAUGGCUAUGUUGACCGGCCGAGCAAGUGUCCGGGAUGUGAUUGCUUUUCCGAAGUUCGCUGAUGGUGAAGACAAGUUCGUCAAGUCUCCAUCACUUCUGACCGCGGAGCAAUUGGCGACAUAUCACCUGGCUAUUAAUGACAGUGUGGAGGCUAAACACUCUCCACUAGUAUCAAUAAAGGGGUAG